Messenger RNA from Arvicola amphibius (Eurasian water vole), 2334 nucleotides. It is a transcript of the gene Afmid, whose product is annotated as arylformamidase. The transcript has 11 exons. Lineage: Eukaryota; Metazoa; Chordata; Mammalia; Rodentia; Cricetidae. Gene Ontology annotation, molecular function: arylformamidase activity. The record is from RefSeq and is a predicted model, not a curated record. The coding region runs from base 46 to 963 and encodes 305 amino acids.
ACGGGCGAGGAGCUUGCAGCGUGGCUUUCGGCGCUGCACCCGGCUAUGGCAGCUGCUGUGCUUUCCGCGGGCGAGGCGACCUGGAAGACCCUGUCUGCAGAGGAGCUGGAGAAGCAGUACUCCCCCAGCAGGUGGGUCAUCCGGAUGAAAGCAGAGGAUGUUGUCAACACCUUCGUGGAGACAGGAAUCCAGGCCACCAGGAAAGCCCGGGCCACCAGGAGAAAUCAGCUGGAUGUCCCCUAUGGUGAUGGCGAGGGGGAGAAAAUGGACAUCUACUUUCCUGAUAAGGAUUCCAAGGCUUUUCCCCUCUUCCUGUUCUUUCAUGGAGGAUACUGGCAGAACGGAAGUAAGGAUGUCUCGGCCUUCAUGGUGAACCCGCUGACAGCCCAGGGCGUGGUCGUGGCUGUAGUGGCUUACGACAUUGCACCCAAAGGCACACUGGACCGGAUGGUGGACCAGGUGACCCGCAGCGUUGUGUUUCUGCAGAGGCGAUAUCCGAGCAAUGAGGGAAUCUACGUCUGUGGACACUCUGCAGGAGCUCACCUGGCCGCCAUGGUGCUCCUUGACAGUUGGACGAAGCAUGGUGUCAUGGCCAACCUCCAAGGCUUUCUCCUGGUGAGCGGGAUCUAUGACCUGGAGCCCAUCAUAGCUACCUCCCAGAAUGCCCCUCUGCACAUGACCCUGGAAGAUGCUCAGAGAAACAGCCCACGGCGGCGCUUGGAGGUGGCUCCGGUGAGGCCUGUGGGUCCAACCUGUCCUGUGCUGGUGGUUGUGGGUCAGCACGAGUCCCCAGAAUUCCACCGACAGUCCAGGGAGUUCUAUGAGACGCUGUGCCGAGUGGGGUGUGAGGCCUCUUUCCAACAGCUGUGUGGUGUGGAUCACUUUGACAUCAUAGAGAACCUGACCCGGGAGGAUGAUGAACUUACCCAGAUCAUUUUGAAAACAGUCUUCCCAACGCUCUGAGGACACCUGGUCUCCAGCCUGUGUUUACCUCAGAAAACCUCGAGAAAAGAUCUGACUGCCACCUAACACCCUGCUGUGAAUACACCUCUGCUUCGUUCUCCCCCACCCGGAUGGAGCUCCAGGGAAGGCCCACAGAUUGGCACUGGGACAUACACACAGCCACCACCUGGCCAAGUCUGCCCCGCUGCCGCUGACAGGGCGUGACAGUUGCUUCUGGCUUGCUGGCUAUGCAUUUGCAGUAUCAGUGUGAACUGGCUGGGGCUGGGGCUGUCACUCAGCCCCUAUCUCCCACUACAAAAGAGGGCGGGGUCUGGAGAAGGAAUGAAGAGAGACCAACCAACCACUGGGUCCCGCAGCUCAAUGGUAGAAUGCUUGACCAGCAUGCAUAGGAUCCCGGGUUCAAUCCCUGGCAUUAACAAGGAAAAAAUAAAGGAGACAGAGAGAUAAAGAGUCAUACCCAGAGUGGUCGUGUUCACCUGAAUCCCAACACGGAGGCAGGAGGAUUGCACAUGAGUUCAAGAUCAGCCUGGGCUACUAGCGAGACCCUGUCUCAGAAGGAAAAAAGGGCUGCUGAGGUGGUCCAGCAGGUGAGAGUGUUGGCACCACACUGACAGCCUGUGUUUGGCCCUGGGGACCCAUACGGAAGGAAACAGCACCUCCAGGUUAUCCUUUGACUGUCAUAUAUGUGUGUACCUCAGCAUACACACCUACACAUACAUAAAGAUGACGGUAAUAAGAAGCCCAUGCUUGUGCCUGCUGUACAGACGAACACAAGGACUUAGACCUGCAGCAAUCCCAGAGAGGCCAUCUGCACGAAGACCCGUGUGUGACAGGCUCUGCCAGACCUGACUCCUGCCGCCCACCCCAGAGCCACUGGAACUUCUGAUGUGGGCGUUUCUGUUUCGUUUUCAAAGCUUCCCCCAAACCGAGCAUGGUGGGGCAUACCAGGAGCUGUAGAGGCAAGAGGGCCUUUGGACUCACAUCUAAGUUAGACUCUGGUUCUCUCUGUAUAGUUAGUUCACUUUUACGUUGCGGAGAUAAACACCACGACCAAAAGCAACUCGUGAAGGGUUUAUUUCCCCUUACACUUUACAGUGCCUAGGAAUGACACUGUCCACCGUGCUCUGGACCCAAAUUAGCAUUUAAGACAGAAUCCCGCAGACGUGGCAACAGGGUGCUCUGAUGGAGGCAGUUCCUCCACUGAGUUUCCCUACCCAGGCGUGUGUCUAGGUUUAUGUGACGUUCACUGCCGACGCUAGCUAUGGCAUCUCAUAUCCUGACAGCUGGAAGAAACAAACCCACACUGGAGGCUCACUCAGAGUGGAGAAUCCACAUGUUCUUUUUCUCAAAAUCAUUGCCUUCUGUGAGCCA